Messenger RNA from Ilyonectria robusta, 1365 nucleotides. RefSeq lists its product as uncharacterized. The record is from RefSeq and is a predicted model, not a curated record. The transcript is spliced from 3 exons. Bases 1 to 1365 code for a protein of 454 amino acids. NCBI's taxonomy places the organism in Eukaryota, Fungi, Ascomycota, Sordariomycetes, Hypocreales, Nectriaceae.
AUGGAUAACCAACAAGCACAAGUUGUGCGCAUCUCAACGCCAAGAAUCGCCCAUCUCCCAGAGACUGAGACUUCACGCCCUGUUAUUCUUGAGCCGUACCAUGUUGAUCUCAUUGAAGAAUAUGGAUACGUCAGCCGAGAAUACUUGAUAAGCGGCGUGGCCGCCGGAGAGUCGUACUGCACGCGUCUUCUCUUACGUUGCCCAGCCAAUGUCACCCAGUUCACGGGCUUCGUCGUUUUAGAGCCGUCACACUUGUGGGGAGGAACCAGCAUUUGGCGUCACAUUAGUCGAUGGGUCAUGCGUAGUGGCCAUGCUUGGUUAGAGGUCGACUCGCAAGCUCCAUCUGCAGUCGAUAAGAUCAAGAACGUUGACCCAGACCGCUACAAGGAGAUUCAUUUCAUCCCAGGUCCACUGGCUCGGGAAUUCCAAGAAAACAUCCCUUUCGUAUCCGAUGUUACUAAGGAAUCACUCCGUGAAGCAUACGAUGCUUUCAAGGCUAAAUGGUGGCCCGCAACACCACAGUCGCCAGAAAUCAUCGCCGCCUCCUCGCAUGCUCUUCGAUCCAGCCAGUUGGGGCUUACAGCCACUCGGGUGGUACUCUCUGGAUUAUCUCAAACAGGAGGCGUGACAAGGCACUUCAUCACGCACUCGUCUCACCUGCGGCUGCCAGAUGGUGGUCUGCCAUUUGAGGGAUACAUCCCUUGCCAGUCUGGCGGUGAAGCUCUCCCUGACGUUCAGGGCGCAAAGAUCGUUGAGUUACUGGGAGAGUCUGAAUUCCUUUCUGUUAGACUUCCAUGCGGUGUAAGUGGGCAGAUGAAGGACACUGUUCACAGGCGUCCAGACAGCGAUUCGUUUCGGCUCUAUGAGAUUGCAUCUAUGGCUCAUCGUGAAUCCAGAGAAGCUUCACCUCUGGAAAUGGAAAGAUGGUCAGUCGCUGAGCUGCAUGGUGCAAAAUGGAGCACCUUCUCAAACUCCUUCAUCUAUCAUGCCGUGUUUGAAGCUGUAGAAAGAUGGACGAGCGAAGCUGCUAUUCCACCACCUCCCAGUGCCACUCUACAGACAAAUGGCUUGAGUGAUGAGAUCAUCCGUGACGAACACGGCAAUGCGCUGGGAGGAGUUAGAACAUUACAUACUGAAGCUCCUUUGGCAAGAAUUGUUGCAGCCACGCCAAAGGGCAGGCCCAGCUGGUAUCGGGGAUCUGAGUGGCCCUUUGAUUCCGAAAAACUUCAGUUGAUGUAUGGAUCGGUAUCUAACUAUCGAAGAAUUGCAGGACAAGCUCUGAAUUCGCAAAUUCAAUCUGGCUUCCUUCUCUCUAGCGAUGCAGAGAUACUGCGGCGUGAAACUAUUGAAACGGUUGUAUUUUAA